CGGAUUAGUACCCGGGAACUGCAGGUACGCAGCCAGGGAGCAUACGGACGUGUUUGGUGUGGGACCGACUUCUGGGAGCCCACGGUCGGCGGGCUUGUUGUGGUGAGGUUUUAUUUCUCUCGGCCGUUCCAGUUCCAGCCCGAGUUAUGUCGGUGUUACUGAACGCCCUCAACAGCGACUCUCACGUGGAGCUGAGCCAGUACCGAGACCAGCACUUUCGGGGAAGCCGAUAUGAGCAGGACAAACUGUUGAGAUACAGCUGUACUCUCUACGUUGGGAACCUAUCAUUCUACACAACUGAAGAACAGAUCUAUGAACUCUUCUCAAAAAGUGGAGAUGUUAAAAGAAUCAUCAUGGGCCUGGAUAAAAUCAAGAAAACUUCAUGUGGAUUCUGUUUUGUGGAGUAUUACACACGUGCUGAUGCUGAACAUUGUAUGAGGUUUAUUAAUGGAACGCGUUUGGAUGAUCGCAUUAUCAGAACAGAUUGGGAUACUGGCUUCAAGGAAGGCAGGCAGUUUGGCCGAGGAAAAUCUGGUGGUCAGGUGCGUGAUGAAUACAGGACAGAUUAUGAUGCUGGCAGAGGUGGCUUUGGAAAACUGGUCCAGAUGCAGAGAGUUCCAGAACCAAGACAAAAAUUCUAGAGUUUACAAUGGCUUUACCUGUACAUCUUUGAGAUAAUGAAGCUAUUGCCUUCAUGGAAGCCUGGGGUAGCAUUCAAUGACUAUAGCCUUGUCUUGUUCAUUUUAUUUUAACUAGGCCUUGUAAAUCUUUCUUGGAGCCCCAGUUUCUUAAGUGAAAUUGCUUUAAUUUUAAUUCCUGAAUUGUAAUGUUUAAAUCAAUCCCAAUAAAAAUUUGUCCUUGUUUAAUCAUUUGUAAUCUUCAAAUUGUGCCAUAGUAAACUGACCCAAAAGUU
Messenger RNA from Pristis pectinata (smalltooth sawfish), 913 nucleotides. It is a transcript of the gene ncbp2, whose product is annotated as nuclear cap binding protein subunit 2. Gene Ontology annotation, cellular component: nuclear cap binding complex. NCBI's taxonomy places the organism in Eukaryota, Metazoa, Chordata, Chondrichthyes, Rhinopristiformes, Pristidae. The record is from RefSeq and is a predicted model, not a curated record. The transcript is spliced from 4 exons. Gene Ontology annotation, molecular function: RNA cap binding. Gene Ontology annotation, biological process: mRNA cis splicing, via spliceosome. Bases 147 to 641 code for a protein of 164 amino acids.